AUGGCCGGACGCAGAUUUGCUACUUUCGGUGGCCUCGCUGCCGUCGGCGCGGGUACCUACUACCUCUACAGCGCUGGAGGCGACCCAAAGCUUGCCGAGAAGAAGUUCGAGCACGAUGCCGCCAGCGCCACAAGGAGAGUCCGCGGUGACUUCCCUGGUCAGGACAAGGAGGCCAAGAAGGCCGGAGAGGAGGGAUACGAGGCCGUUCGCGCAACUGCACAGGACUACGCCAACCGCGCCAGCGCCGAGGCAAAGAAGGCCGAGGCAGACCUAAGGGCAUAUGGUCAACAAGCACAGAACAGGGCCCAGGAGGUCAGUCGCGAGGCACAGAGCAAGGCUCAAGAGUAUAGCGCCGAAGCCCAGGCAAAGUACAACAAGCUCAGCGUUGAGGCAAAGAAGAAGUGGGACGAGGCCAAGGCGCGGGGUGAGGAGUACACUCGCGAGACCAGCAAGGACUUCAACGCUGCCGUUGACCGGUUCGACCGUGAAGUCACCAAGGAUGCUGCACAGGCCAAGAGCUGGCUGGGCUCCUGGUUCGGUGGCAAGUAA
Molecule: messenger RNA, 549 nt
Organism: Ascochyta rabiei
Lineage: Eukaryota; Fungi; Ascomycota; Dothideomycetes; Pleosporales; Didymellaceae
Exons: 3
Coding region: 1-549 (182 amino acids)
Source: RefSeq, a predicted model, not a curated record